AUGGAUAGCAAUCAUUCAAAUAAUAUCAUACCAGUCGGUACGUAUAAUGUUCAUAUUGGAUAUGAUCUUCUACAAUUACUGCCAGACUAUGUUUUUAAAUUAACACCAUCUUCUUACAAAUAUGUGUUGAUAACGGAUGAAAAUUUAUUCAAAUUAUAUGGCGAAACAAUCAUUACUAGUUUUAAAGUGAAAAAUGUCAACAUACUUCAUUACACUAUUCCGCCAAGUGAAUCUAGUAAAAGUCGAGAACAAAAGGCAAAUAUUGAAGACUUCAUGUUUGACAACAAUUGUAAUAUAGAUACUGUGAUAUUAGCGCUUGGCGGUGGUGUUGUAGGUGAUUUAGCUGGUUUUGUCGCUUCAACGUAUAUGCGUGGCAUUGGUUACAUUCAGAUUCCCACAAGUCUUUUAGCAAUGAUUGAUAGCAGUAUUGGUGGCAAAACGAGUAUUAACGUAGAAAAAUAUGGAAAAAAUCUACUUGGAUCAUUUCAUCGUCCCAAGGCUGUAUUGAUCGACAUUCGGUUCUUGGAGACAUUAUCAGUAAGAGAUUUAUGUAAUGGAAUGGCUGAAGCUAUAAAGAUGGCGUUGAUUUGUGACGAACAGUUGUUUACAUUUAUUGAAACCAGUAUCGAUAAAAUUCUAAAUAAGGACACAAAAGUUAUGAUAAAACUUAUAUAUGAGUGUGUGAAAUUGAAAGUGAAUAUUGUGAUUCAAGAUGAAAAAGAAACGUCUGGUUUACGUUCAGUUUUAAAUUUUGGACACAGUAUCGGACAUGGCAUUGAAAUAUUAUUAAAUGGAAAGUUAUUACAUGGUGAAUGCGUGUCGAUCGGUAUGGUAUUAGAAGCAGAAUUAGCCAGAAAUAAAGGCUUUUUGAUGAAUUCAAAUAUUGUUAUGUGCCGUUUAAACAAUAUGUUGAAAUCUUUUCAUUUACCAACAAAACUGCCGUCUAAUUUAUCUAUUCACGAUAUAGUUGAAAAGAUGGCAAUUGACAAGAAAAAUCGAAAUGGUAAGAAACAACUUGUUAUACUAACCAAUAUUGGCUCAGUUAAAUCGUCACCAAGCUAUACAACAAGUAUUGAUGAUCAAGACCUCAUUAAUCAAUUGGAUACAAAUGUGACGUUAGUUGCAGAUAACAUGACAAGUAGUGCAGGAACGGUAUAUGUGCCGGGUAGUAAAAGUAUAUCAAACAGAGUUCUUAUAUUGUGUGCAUUAGGUAUCGGUGUAAGUCGAAUACACGGUCUACUCUAUUCAAUUGAUACUCAAACAAUGUUAACUUGUUUACGUCAAUUAGGUGUACAAUAUUACUGGGAUAAAAAUGAAAUUCUAAUCAUUCAUGGAACAGGUGGCAAAUUAACUUUAACAGAUUUAUCAACGUUAUAUUUAAAUAAUUCUGGUACAUGUAGUCGAUUUUUAACAACGUUAUGCACAAUUUUACCCGAUAGAACUGAAAUAAUUUUAACUGGUGAUGAGCGAUUAAAAGAGCGUCCAAUCAAAGAUUUAGUUGACACUUUAACUCAGAAUAAAAAUAAUAUUGAAUAUUUGAACGAACAUGGUCAUUUACCAAUUAAAAUCAGCAGCAAUGGUCAAUUUAGAGGUGGAGAAAUAACAAUUAAUGGGGAUGUGUCAUCACAAUAUGUGACGAGCCUUUUGUUAAUGUCACCAUUUGCUUCAAAGUCCGUUGUCUUAAAAUUAAAUCAAGCUAAACAAAUUGUUAGUAAACCAUACAUCGAUAUGACAAUUGAACUGAUGAAAACUCAAUUCAGCAUUGCAGUCGAUGAUAGUGAACCCUUCUCGUAUACUAUACCCUGCACUGGGCCUUAUCAAAAUCCGUCUGAAAUACAAAUUGAAGGUGAUGCCUCGUCAGCCAGUUAUUUUCUAGCAAUAGCCGCCGUCCAUCCUGGUUUAACAGUAACCGUAGCCAAUAUUGGUUCGAAUAGUUUGCAAGGAGACAGUCAGUUUUGUCGAAUAUUGGAGAUGAUGGGAUGCCAUGUUACACAAACUGAAACAACAACAACACUAACUGGUCCCGAACAGUUGCAAGCCAUUGCAGAUGAGAUUGAUAUGAAUAAGAUGACAGACACAUUUAUGACAUUAGCGUGUGUUGCCGUAUUUGCUCAUGGUCGAACACGAAUAAGAAAUAUAUCGAAUCAACGUUUGAAAGAAUGUAACAGAAUUGAAGCAAUGGUAACGGAAUUGCAAAAAUGUGGCAUUAGUGCCUCAGAAGUCGAGACUGGCUUAGAUAUAGAAGGUAUUAAUAAUCAUAAUAUAGAACAAUCAGCCAUAAUCCAUUGUUAUGAUGAUCAUCGUAUUGCUAUGUCAUUUUCUAUAGUUAGUAGUCGUUGUAAAAACAUUAGUAUUGAUGAUAAAUGCUGUGUGGAUAAAACAUAUCCAGAAUUUUGGUUGCAACUAGAAAAGGUGUUUGGCUUUAAAGUUACAUCACCAAUGUUAAUCUUAGAUGAAACUGUAUUGAACACUAAAAAAAAUUCAAACAUCAGAAUAUUUUUGAUUGGUAUGCCAUGUUCGGGUAAAUCAACAAUUGGUCGAUUUAUUGCUAACAAAUUAAAAUAUUUAUUUAUUGACGUCGAUAAAGAAAUUGAUAAAGAAAUCCAUGGUAGUUCUAUUAAAGACUAUAUUAAUCAAAAUGGAUGGCAAAUAUUUCGUUCAUUAGAAUUAAAAGUAUUUAAACAGAUUGUACAAAAAACAUUAUUAUGCAAAGAACAUGUUGUUGUUUCAUGUGGUGGAGGUUGUAUUGAAACAGCAGAAGUUCGAGAUGAAUUAUGUAAACAACCAUAUGUUAUUUAUAUAAAUCGUGAUUUAGACGACAUAAAAAUGGACUAUUUAAAAUGUACAAGUAAUGAUCGACCACAUCUUGAUUUAAAUGAAAAAUUACAAGAGCGUAAAGUUUAUUAUCGUCAAUGUUCAAAAUAUGAAUUUUGUCUAUUAAAAAAUGAACAAAAUUGGAGAACAAAUGAAAUAAAUCUUUUAUCAUUUAUCAAAACAAUUGUAGCUAAAAAAACACAAUUACCAAUAUCUGAGAAUAGUUUUUUCAUAUGUUUAACAUAUAAAAAUCUAUUAAAUGUUGACAAAGAUCGAUUUCUAUCUGUUAUUCAUGGAUGCGAUGCAAUUGAAUUACGUGUUGAUCUAUUAGAAUCGUAUGAUAUUGAUUUCAUUGGUCAACAAUUAGCUUAUAUAAGAAAACAUACCCAUUUACCUAUCAUUUAUACAGUAAGAAGUCAAAUGAAUUAUGGUACAUUUAAUAACAAUGAAGUAGAGAUUUUUCAAUUAUUAAAUUAUGGUAUCAAAUUUGGAUGUGAAUUUAUCGAUAUGGAAGCUAAUUGGAGUAAGGAUAUAAAAAAUAAUUGGUUAAAAACAAUCAAAAAUAAACAUUCAUAUGUCAUUGGUAGUUUACAUUUGAAAUGGUCCGUAUUCGAUUUUAAUCAACUUAUUGACAAGUGUACACAUAAUGGUCAAGUUGAUAUAAUUAAAAUUGUCAUUGAUACUGAUAAUAGUAAUUCAACAACUGAUGAUAUGUUAGAUAUUUUUACUCAACUAAAAAAAUCACAAAAACAGCCUGAUGAACCAAAACGUAUUGUAUUCUUAAUGGGUAAUCGAGGAAAAUUGACACGUGUAUUGAAUACAUUUAUGACACCCGUUACUCACGAAUUAAUACCUAGACCAGCUGCCAAAGGACAGUUAACAGUAAAACAAAUUCAAGAUAUUCGACAUACAUUAGGUUUAAUUGAAUCGAAACAAUUUUAUCUGUUUGGUAGUCCUAUUCAACGUUCAUUAUCUCCAUGUAUUCAUCAAACUGGUUUUGAUUACUUUUAUUUACCCUAUAAUUAUGAACGAUGUGAAACAAAUGAUGUGACAGUCGUUCAAAAUAUUAUGAAGCAAUCGAAUUUUGGUGGUGCUAGUGUAACAGUACCGUUGAAACAAGAUGUUUAUAAAUUAUUUAUAUCAGAUACUAAUUAUAGUGUAAGCGAUUCAGUGAAAAAAAUUGGUGCGGUUAACACUAUAACAAAACUUGAAAAUGGAGGAUUUUAUGGUGACAAUACAGACUGGAUAGCUAUUCAUAAAUUGAUAACUGAAACAUUAUUUACUAAGAGUUCAGUACUUGUUAUCGGUGCUGGUGGUACGGCACGUGCUGUGUUAUAUGCACUGGAACAAAUUGAAUAUAUUCAAUUUAUAUACUUGUACAAUCCUCGUACUCCCGAAAAUGCAAUUCGUUUAGCAAGUACGUAUAACAAUCAGAAUAUUUUACCUGUUACAAAAGACGAUAUUAACAAUCUGAAAAAUGUUUGUAUUGUCAUUAACACUUUACCAUCGUCAAUUAAUUUUACGUUAGAUAAUUUAUUUUUCGAGCAACACAGUUCUUCAGCAGAACAUCGUUCAGUAUUAUACGACGUCAAUUAUAUACCGUACGAAACAGCAUUGACAAAACAAGCCAAACAAUAUAAUUGGACUAUUAUCUAUGGUAUUGAUAUGUUAAUCGAGCAAGGUUUAGAACAAUUUCAAAUAUGGACAGGGAAAGCGACCACAGUCGCCCCAAUAAUAAGACAAACUGUGCUCAAAGCAUAUCACGAAGUCAUCGAUCACAAUGAGUAA
Didymodactylos carnosus is the source of this 4602-nucleotide messenger RNA. Lineage: Eukaryota; Metazoa; Rotifera; Eurotatoria; Philodinida; Philodinidae. The record is from the annotation of a GenBank genome assembly.